AUUCCGCAUCCUGGGGGCGGUGAGGUUUACUGGCAGAGCGAGGAAAAAAAACAAGCGAAAAAUACCACAAAUAACUUUGGGGUGGCCAACUGGGACUGAAACUUUGAUUGUGGGAAAUCGGCUCUGUGCUCCCGACCUGAGCCGGAGAUGACCACCGAGAAGCCUCCAUACUCUCCGGUGGAGGGGGGACCCUCUUCACCCUCGCUCCACGGGCAGCCAGCCUAUCCUGCCGCAUUUGACACGAAUAUGUUAGGCCCAAAUAUGUUCGGAGCACCUGCCCCAGGUGGUGCACCACCUCCUAUUGGGUUUGCUGCUCCUGGUGGUUUUGGUGCUCCUGGUGCUCCUGGUGGUUUUGGUGCUCCUGGUGCUCCUGGUGGUUUUGGUGCUCCUGGUGGUUUUGGUGCUCCUGGUGGUUUUGAUGCUCCUGGUGGUGUACCUGCUUCUGGUGGGUUUGCUGCUCCAGGUGGUUUCCCUGCUCCUGGUGGUCUCCCUUUUCCUCCACCAACUGCUUUUGGACCAGGUGUUCCUGGAGCCUUCGAAAAGCCUGCAAACUCACCGGGCGCCCCACCCUACUCUCCGCCUGGCCAGGGCUUUGAUGGAAACUUAAGUGAUAAUGUUUAUCACAACGAGGACAACCCACCACCCUUUCAUGAGAAUCAAGACUUUGAUUUUGGAUUAGACAACAAGAACAUCAGAAGAGCCUUUAUCCGAAAGGUGUUCUUGGUGUUGACGGCUCAGCUGUUGGUGACAUUCGCCUUUGUGGCUGUUUUCACUUUUGUGGAUGAAGUCAAGGCCUUUGUCAUGGUGAACAUCUGGACAUACUUGGUGUCCUAUGUCGUGUUCUUCGUGUCGGUUUGUGUGAUCAGCUGCUGUGGAAGCGUUCGGCGAAGACAUCCUUGGAACCUGGUUGCAUUAUCCGUGUUGACUCUCAGUAUGUCCUACAUGGUGGGAAUGAUCGCCAGCUUCCAUGACACUGACUCGGUGGUCAUGGCGGUGGGCAUCACAGCAGUUGUGUGCUUCACAGUGGUCAUCUUCUCUCUGCAGACCAAGUACGACUUCACUUCCUGUUAUGGAGUACUUUUUGUCUGUUUAAUUGUCCUGAUCAUCUUCGGCCUCCUCUGCAUCUUCAUCCGCGACAGGAUUCUGCACAUCGUCUAUGCUGGACUGGGAGCUUUGCUCUUCACCUGUUUCUUGGCUGUGGACACGCAGCUGCUACUUGGUAACAAGGAACUGGCUCUGAGUCCAGAAGAAUACAUCUUUGGUGCUCUCAACCUGUACAUGGACAUCAUCAACAUCUUCCUCUAUAUUCUCGCUAUCAUUGGGAGAGCGAGGGGAAGCUGAGCAGGAGGACCAACAGAAAUGAAGUGCUUUGAGUUCAUGUCUAGCAGUCAGUUACCAUAAUCCUGACUUUGAUUUUGUCUUGUAGUGUGCAUUGAUCACGUAGCUAGAGGAUAAUUUGCUUCACCCUGUGUAAAUGUUAUUUUUUUGAUAAUAUAUAUAGAUUGUCUAUGUUGUAGAUUGGGGGUUUAUUAAAGUUUUAUGAGGUAUAUGACUUGUACAAAACCUAACUAAUUUAGAAAUUGAAAUGUGAUAUGAAAUCAUGCAAAAGUAUGAAGAUUUGACUCUAACAUUUUUUUCCAGGGCUUUCAACUAUAUUAUAGUCUUCAUCUGCAGGAAUUUGAUUAGUUGUCAUGAAGGUGAAUGUACUGACGUGCAAGCUCAGUAGCAGUUGUGAUUUCAUCCAUUCCACUUUUCAUACUCCUUGUUCAGGUUGGCUUCUUUGGAUUCAGAUCUUGUUAUGCAAAUAAAACUAACAAGUGGAUCUCUUGAGUUUAGAUUGUUUAGUCAAUGUACAAUUUCCAGAGUCAAGAUUAAACUUAACCAAUAAGCAAGCAGGGAUGGGAAGGGCUGAAAAAGUGUAUUAUAUGUAAUCGUGCCUUCCGUGGAGCUUGUUUGUCGACAAAUCCGUCACCAUGACCACAGAGCAAACUAUAUCAGCUGGGUAAUAAUAUGAUUGAAAGCCCUAAUCACAGUUAGUAAGCCGACCCUGGGUUUUUUGUCAAACUUCUACUUCCAGUAACCUUUAAUGCUGUGUAUAAACUUCUUUUCUAAACCUGA
This is a messenger RNA of Plectropomus leopardus (leopard coralgrouper), 2118 nucleotides long. It is a transcript of the gene grinab, whose product is annotated as glutamate receptor, ionotropic, N-methyl D-aspartate-associated protein 1b (glutamate binding). NCBI's taxonomy places the organism in Eukaryota, Metazoa, Chordata, Actinopteri, Perciformes, Serranidae. Gene Ontology annotation, biological process: negative regulation of apoptotic signaling pathway. Gene Ontology annotation, cellular component: endoplasmic reticulum; Golgi apparatus; membrane. The record is from RefSeq and is a predicted model, not a curated record.